Messenger RNA from Acinonyx jubatus (cheetah), 1222 nucleotides. It is a transcript of the gene CLEC12B, whose product is annotated as C-type lectin domain family 12 member B. Gene Ontology annotation, biological process: natural killer cell inhibitory signaling pathway; negative regulation of signaling receptor activity. Bases 90 to 920 code for a protein of 276 amino acids. Gene Ontology annotation, cellular component: external side of plasma membrane. The transcript has 6 exons. Lineage: Eukaryota; Metazoa; Chordata; Mammalia; Carnivora; Felidae. The record is from RefSeq and is a predicted model, not a curated record. Gene Ontology annotation, molecular function: signaling receptor regulator activity; protein phosphatase binding.
GCUCCCAGCCUUGAGAAGAACACCCUGUUCCUGAGCCUGAAGACAUUGCAACAUUAAUUGAGUAAUUUAUAGUAGCGCUUUCUUCUACAAUGUCUGAAGAAGUGACUUACGCGACACUCACAUUUCAGGAUUCUGUUGGAGCAAGAAAUAACCGGGACAGAAAUAACCUAAGGAAAAGAGGGUGUCCAGCUCCUUCCCCCAUCUGGCGCCAGGCUGCCCUGAGUCUGUUAACUCUUUGUCUGAUGCUGCUGAUUGGGCUGGUGACCUUGGGGAUUAUGCUUUUGCAGACAUCUCAUGAAAUUAACUCAGAUUCAGAGAGAUUAAGUCAACUGCAAAAAACCAUCCACCAACAGCAAGAUAACUUCUCCCAGCAGCUGAGCGACUACAGGAAUUUUCCCACCGAGGAGGAGCAUCUCAAAUCCCAGAUCUCCAGUCUAUUGAAGCGGCAGGAACAGAUGGCCAUCAAGCUCUGCCAAGAGCUGAUCAUUCGCACUUCAGACCACAAAUGCAAUCCUUGCCCUAAAAUGUGGCAAUGGUACCAAAACAGCUGCUAUUAUUUUGCAACAAAUGAGGAAAAUACCUGGAUUAACAGUAGAAAUAACUGCCUGGACCAGAAUUCCACCUUGGUGAAGAUAGAUAGCUUGGAGGAAAAGGAUUUUCUGAAGUCACAGCCAUUACCCAAGUUUUCUUUCUUCUGGUUGGGCUUAUCAUGGGAUCCAUCUGGAAAGAGCUGGCUAUGGGAGGAUGGCUCCAUUCCGUCUCCAUCCUUAUUCAGCCCUAGAGAAUACACCCAGAUCAAUGGAUCCAGAGGAUGUGCCUAUUUUCAGAAAGGAAAGAUUUAUCUUUCCCGCUGCAGCGCUGAAAUUUCUUGGAUUUGUGAGAAGACAGCUACAUUAGUGAAGAUCGAAGAUCUGGAUUAAUACGCAUCUUCCGAACUCACCAAGACGUAAGGGACUUGUGAUUACGUUCAUGUGAAGAAAGAGAAGGCUACCCGACCACAGCCAAAAACAUGAAAAGAUGACUGUGUACAUAAACUAUCAGGCAAAUAAACUUCACGGAACAUCCUCUGCUUCAUCGUCUGAUGGCUUCUGAUCUGAUGUUCUGGUGACUGCUGGGGACCUCGGGAGAAUAACCACUGUAUGGCCCUGUUAUUCUAUCUCAGCAUCAUUUCACUGAAUUUCCUCCCUCAAAUAAAAGGCUCUUUUCCUGCUCUGUCAUCACA